AUUUUCGCAUUUCAUGUAUCAAGGUUGUGAGGUACACCGACCCAAUAUGUACUAUUCUGUUUCCUGUUCUAUUUAUUUUCAGACGGAACCCUGUGAAGAUCUAACAUGGAGAUGCCGGUUUUGGUCACUUUUCUCAUAUUGCCAACGACGAGAGGUUCGAGCAAUUAUUUGCAGAAAAUCGUGCUCAGUGUGCAAAUAAUUUGGCUUAGUACUCUGUUUUACUGUAACAUUAAGCUUCAGAUUCCCCAAACUCUUAAUACUUUUCAAAUAUAUUCUAGACGGGUUCUUAUACUUUUUCAAUUAAUUGAAUCUUGUUUCAUUGUUCUCGAGGACAAUUUACACAAAACUGAACUUUGCUCUCACCCUCUAUGCGUCUCUUCUUCUUCUUAUUAUCUCUCUCAAUUGUCGAUUUACGAUAAACCACGCCAUCUCUGUUAUUUUGGAGUCUUGUUAUCAUAUACAGAAAUACACAAAUAUAAAUAGUUUAUUUACGUGUGAAAAUAAGUUCAUUUCGAUCAAAAAGACAUGAGUGGGACGAAUCGAGUUGCCGCCAAUCUGAACAUGUUGUUCACUAAUUUGCCAUUGCUGCAAAGAUACGGAGCAGCCGCCUCCGCGGGUUUCAAGCUUGUCGAAGUGAGCAUUCCUUACACGGAGCCAGCCGAAAAACUUCGUGAAGCAGCUGAUGAGUAUCAUCUUAAACAUACUUUGAUCAAUGCACCGCCCGGGAAUUGGGAUGACGGAUUUAGAGGAUUGGCUUCUUUGAAAUCGGCGAAAAAGGAGUUUAGAAAGAGUUUGGAUACUGCGAUUGAGUAUGCGAAGGCUCUUGGAUGUUGUAGAGUUCACGUAAUGGCUGGAAUUCCGAAAUCGGAUGAUGACUUGGAAAAUGCUCAUCAGACCUAUUCUGAAAAUGUGCGUUUUGCCGCCGAAAAGUUCAAGGAGCACAAGUUGAUAUGCCUCAUUGAACCAAUCAAUAAGUACACUAUUCCUGGAUAUCACUUAAAUAAUUAUGAAGAUGCAAUGGAUGUGAUCCAAAUGGAUCAAUCGAAUAAUUUGAAAAUUCAAUAUGACACAUUCCACGCUCAACAAAUCAACGGACAAAUUGGAGCAAUUAUGAGAAAGCUCAAAGAUUAUAUUGGCUAUAUUCAAGUGGCUCAAGUUCCAAAUAGAGGUGCAUGUGAUACACGCGGAGAAAUCGAUUAUCAUUUUAUUUUCGAUGAAAUCCGUUCGAUCAAUCCAUCAUGGGUUAUUGGUGCUGAAUAUUUGGAUGCAAAGCCUUCAUUCAAUUGGAUUGAGAACAUGUCUCUAAGUUUUUGAAUUACCUGUCUUUGUAAAUUCGCUCCAUUGAUAAUUUUUUUAAAAUAACAAUACAUAUUUUUCAAAUAUAUAUUAUUCAUA
Messenger RNA from Caenorhabditis elegans, 1395 nucleotides. It is a transcript of the gene C05D11.5, whose product is annotated as Putative hydroxypyruvate isomerase. NCBI's taxonomy places the organism in Eukaryota, Metazoa, Nematoda, Chromadorea, Rhabditida, Rhabditidae. Bases 526 to 1314 code for a protein of 262 amino acids. The transcript is spliced from 5 exons. The record is from RefSeq and is marked reviewed. Gene Ontology annotation, molecular function: hydroxypyruvate isomerase activity.